AUGCGGGGUGCGGGGGCGCGGUGGGGGGCGCUGUGGGGGUGGGGCUGGGGGUGCGGGCUGGCCCUGGCGCUGUCCGGGGGGCUGCUGUUCCCGCGGGAGACCCCGACCCGGGAGCUCAAGGAGCUGAACGGGCCGUGGAGCUUCAGGCCCGAUCCCUCCCCCGCCCGCGACCUCGGCUUCCGCCAGCGCUGGUACCGAAGACCCCUGCGGGAGCUCGGCCAGGUGCUGGACAUGCCCGUCCCCGCCAGCUUCAACGACAUCGGGCAGGACCCUCAGCUGCGCGGCUUCAUUGGCUGGGUGUGGUACGAGCGGGAGGUGCUGCUGCCGCAGCGCUGGGCCCAGGACCCGGGCACCCGGGUGGUGCUGCGGGUUGGCAGCGCUCACUACUACGCCAUCGUGUGGGUUGACGGGAUCCAGGUAGCCGAGCACGAGGGCGGGCACCUACCCUUCGAAGCCGACAUCAGCGCCUUGGUGCAGAGCGGAGGCGGGCAGCCCUGCCGGGUGACCAUCGCCAUCAACAACACCCUGAGCCCACACACGCUGCCCCCCGGCACUAUCCAGUACAUGAACGACAGCGCCCGGUACCCCAAGGGCUACUUUGUCCAGAACACUCAGUUUGACUUCUUCAACUACGCCGGCCUGCACCGCCCCGUGGUCGUCUACACCACCCCCAGCGCCUACAUCGACGACAUCACCGUCACCACCGACGUGGCCGAGGGAGUGGGUCUCGUCAACUAUCGGGUCUCCGUCCGCGGCAGCGAGACCUACAGGCUGAAGCUGGUUCUCCGCGAGGACGAGGGUCGAGUCGUGGCCACGGGGGCCGGCCCCUCGGGCCAGCUGGUCGUGGCCGACCCCCAGCUCUGGUGGCCGUACCUGAUGCACGAUCGUCCCGCUUACCUCUACUCGCUGGAGGUGACGCUGGAGGCCGACGGCGGUGACGCCGGAGCCGUGACCGACACGUACACGCUGCCCGUGGGCAUCCGCACCGUGGCCGUCACCCGGAACCAAUUCCUCAUCAACGGGAAGCCCUUCUAUUUCCACGGCGUCAACAAGCACGAGGAUGCCGACGUCCGUGGGAAAGGCCUAGACUGGCCGCUGCUCCUGAAGGAUUUCAACUUGCUCCGCUGGCUGGGGGCCAACUCCUUCCGCACCAGCCACUACCCGUACGCCGAGGAGGUGAUGAACCUCUGUGACCGCUACGGCAUCGUCGUCAUCGACGAGUGCCCCGCUGUGGGCAUCAAGCUGCCGGAGAGUUUCGGGAACAAGUCUCUGCAGCAUCACCUGAUGGUCAUGGAGGAGCUGGUGCGGAGAGACAAGAACCACCCCUCCGUAGUCAUGUGGUCCGUGGCCAACGAGCCCAGCUCGGGCCUACCUCCAGCGGCUUUCUACUUCAAGAGUGUGAUUGCCCACACCAAAGCCCUGGACCCCACCCGCCCCGUCACCUUUGUCACCAACACGGACUAUGCCCGCGAUUAUGGGGCCCCCUACGUGGACGUGAUCUGCGUGAACAGCUACUUCUCCUGGUACCACGACUUUGGCCACCUGGAGGUGAUCGACCUGCAGCUGGAUGCCCAGUUUGAGAACUGGUACAAAACCUACCAGAAGCCCAUUCUCCAGAGCGAGUACGGGGCCGACGCCGUCGCGGGCUUCCACCAGGACCCUCCCCUUAUGUUCAGCGAAGAGUAUCAGACGGCCGUGCUCCAGCGGUAUCAUCGGGCCCUGGACCGGAAACGCAAGGACUAUGUGGUGGGAGAGCUCGUCUGGAACUUCGCCGACUUCAUGACGGACCAAUCGCCGCUGCGCGUCCUGGGCAACAAGAAAGGCAUCUUCAGCCGCCAGCGCCAGCCGAAGGCCUCGGCCUUCCUCCUGAGAGACCGAUACUGGACCCUCGCCAACGAGACCCGUCCGGCCCCCGCCGGCCAGAGACCGCGCUGCGAGGUCCCGAGGCCCCCCUACCCCUAACUGGCCCGGGGCGGGGACCGACCUGCGGCCCCGGUGGGAGCGGCCCGUGCCCCUUGUCCCCGAACCCAUCCGUCUGGGAGUCAUUCUGUUACAAUUUGAGGGUGACGACCGGCACGGACGCGUGCUUGACUCCCGUUUGAGGAACGCGGAACGCCACCGUCACGGAGGCUCUCCGGGGGCCUCGGCUGCACCCUGGAAGUUCUGGCGAGCUGUGUGGCUGCUCAGAGGAAUCCCGAGUCCUAAGCCCGGCCCGAGUCUCUGUGGCAAGACCUGGGGCUGGGGGCCGCCUCCCCUCGGCUCGGGGCACGUCCGUCCGCCCCGGCCCCCGUCCCCCCAAUCCCGCCACGAUAAAGCUGGAUGCCCGUAACCAA
Messenger RNA from Ornithorhynchus anatinus (platypus), 2333 nucleotides. RefSeq names its product glucuronidase beta (gene GUSB). Gene Ontology annotation, molecular function: carbohydrate binding; beta-glucuronidase activity. The record is from RefSeq and is a predicted model, not a curated record. NCBI's taxonomy places the organism in Eukaryota, Metazoa, Chordata, Mammalia, Monotremata, Ornithorhynchidae. The transcript is spliced from 12 exons. Gene Ontology annotation, biological process: glucuronoside catabolic process; carbohydrate metabolic process. The coding region runs from base 1 to 1962 and encodes 653 amino acids.